Messenger RNA from Rosa rugosa (rugosa rose), 3036 nucleotides. RefSeq lists its product as uncharacterized. NCBI's taxonomy places the organism in Eukaryota, Viridiplantae, Streptophyta, Magnoliopsida, Rosales, Rosaceae. The transcript has 5 exons. The record is from RefSeq and is a predicted model, not a curated record. The coding region runs from base 402 to 2897 and encodes 831 amino acids.
CAAAACCCAAAACCCAAACUCGAAGGAAAGGUCUGAAGGUACUAUGGAGUUUUGACUUACUCGGGAAACGUGUUGGUCUGUUGCGUCAACAUUCCCACCAGAGCUGAAAAGGCAACGCCUUUAACUGUUAGCUAGCUUCACAAAUCGAACCGACCCUCCCACGAACGAAUAAUCUCUCAUUUCAUUUUCUGCUUCACAUUUCUCCUCCAACAAUCUCGCCUUUGGCACAUUUAUUUGCUCUUCCAACUUUGGCUUUAGAUUUUUCACCACCAUUAAUCUCGCUUUCUGUCUCCACUCGUAGUCAGAGAAAGAGUCCCUAUCCCAGAAUGAAUUCUGCUUAAUCUUCUCCUUAGCUUUUUGCUCAUAAUUAAUUCUCAUAAUUGAGAGCUUGUUUCAGUGGAAUGAUGGUUAUUACGAAAUUCAUGGUGCUGCAAACCCAGUUUGAUUUUACUAGCAAACGUGUGUCAAGCGGAAACAUGCUUGGAGUCCUCGGUUCCAUUUGGGUUUUUGUCUGCAACUACUUGUUCUUUGUGUCUGGACUCAUUAGUGGAUACAUACUUAUCAGAUUUCAGGCAGAUGAUCUCAGAAAUCAUAACCCUGUUGUUUGUUUGGAGCGUGAUCAUCAAUUUGAUGCAAAUAGAGACGAAAAAGAAGAGGUGUCUUUGGAUUCUCCUAUUAUAAGAACAAAUGAUGAUCAAAACAGAGCAGAAACAGAGGAUUCCGAUCAAAACAGAACAGAAAGAGAGGAUUCCGGUCAAAACAGAGCAGAAACGAAGAAUUCCGAUCAAAACAGAGCAGAAACAGAGGGUUCCGAUCAAAACAGAGUAGAAACAGAGGAUUUCGAUCAAAACAGAGCAGAAACGGAUAAUUCAGAUCAAAACAGAGCAGAAACGGAGAAUUCCGAUCAAAACAGAGCAGAAACACAGAAUUCCGGUUUUGUGGAGACCGUCUCUGCAGUAACCACGGAUUUGUAUGAGUAUACUUCUAAUAGAGUUAUCAAUGGCUAUAUGGAAGAACCAAAAGCCACGAGCUUUAUUGUCCAAGAAUUCUAUGUUGAUUGGGGCAGUUCUAAAUUCUCUGAUUAUCAAAUUCCUAUUAAAGCAGCAGAGGAUGAUGAUGCUGAUCAGGAAAAAGUAGUGGAUUCUAUUGAAAGCGUUGAGGCCCUAGAGAAUGGAGAGCACAAGAAACCAGUCACUGAUCAAAACCCUCUUGAGGAAUUCAGUACUGGGAAGGUUUUAGAUGCUGAAAUUGAGCUUUGUGAGGUUGAAGAAGACAAUUUCUCUGUAGUUUCUGAUUCGAAACAAGACCCAGUUAGCUCAAGAAAAGAUCAUGAUGUGGGUUCACUUAACUACGAGUUUUUGAUAUACAGAAAUGUGGUUCAGUUUGAUGAGGGACUUGACCCUCAAAGCUCUGGAUUCCAGUAUGAUGAGGAAGAUCAUAGAGUCCACUUUGGUAUGGAAGAUGAUCAAUUGCUUGAUGUAAGUAUCCCAGAUGGAAAAUCAGUUGUCUUUUCCGAUCAACUCGAUGGUUCUGAAUCUCCUGAUGAUGAAUACAUUGAAUUGUUAGAGCCCCAAUUGAGAAGUUAUAGUCAACGACUUGAUCAAGUUGUGGAGAGAGGUGAAGAUGAAGAGGAACUAGUCCAAGUUGAGACAGAAGCCACGAGUCCACUAGUACAAUCUGCACAAGAAGAAAUAGGAUUGCACCCUAAAAAGUUUGGAUUCUAUUCGGAUGAUGAAAACGAAUUGGAGUCUCCUGACGAGCAUGAUGAUCUAAUUGAACAGAUUAAAAGGGAAAUUAAGAAUGUGAGAACCGGAGGGCUUCCCACUAUUUCAGAAGAAGAUCAUUCGGAGUCUACAAGAAUGGUGGAGAAUCUAAAGCUUAAGCCACUGAAGAUUGAUGAAAAGCUCGAAUACAAAGAUCGAAUCGCAGAGAUUCAGAAGGUGUACAAAAGCUACGCAGAGAAAAUGCGAAAGCUGGACAUCUUGAACAACCAGACCAUGCAUGCAAUUGGUUUUCUACAGCUGAAAGACCAAAGUAAGCCAAUUUCAUUGGAAAAGUCUUCCAUUAAUCCAAUUAUGAAGUCUCUUCUUUCGCAGAACCUGUUGAGGUGUAAAGCACAAAGACGACCGACAGUUGACCCUAUGCCGAAAUUUGAGGGAGACUUGCACAAGGACUUGGAAUUGGUGUAUGUUGGACAGGUUUGCCUCUCUUGGGAAAUUCUUCACUGGCAGCACAGAAAAGCCCAAGAGUUGCAGCAAUAUGAUCAUCAUCACUAUCAUGUUGUUGCCACUGAGUUUCAACUGUUUCAAGUGCUCCUGCAAAGAUUCAUAGAAGACGAUCCAUUUCAAGGCCCUCGAGUCCGGCACUAUGUCCGGAACCGAUGUGUCCUUCGUAGUCUUCUUCAAGUUCCAGCCAUCAGAGAUGAUUGCUGGAAGGAUAAGAAGCAUGACAUGGGAGGGGAGGAGGAUUUGAUAAUCUUAAGUGAGAUGCUGGUGAAAAUCAUUGAAGAAACGAUGCAGAUAUUUUGGAAAUUUCUUCGCAAGGAUGAGAGAAAUGCGGUCCUAAAGAGCCUUCAAGAAAGUCAGGUUGAGCAUAAGGAUUUGGAGCUUCUUGUAGAUAUCCAGAGAGAUCUUCAAAAGAAGGAGAAAAAGCUCAAAGACAUACAGAGAAGUGGAAAUUGUGUAGUGAAGAAGUUCCAAAAGCAGCAUCAAGAUCAAGACAGACUCGAGCAUAGUUUGUUUGUCGCUCAAGUUGAACUGAGGUUGGUUUCAAGAGUGCUCAACAUGUCAAAACUAACAUCAGAUCAGUUAGUUUGGUGUCAUGAAAAGCUAGACAACAUCAAUUUUGUUCACAGAAAGGUUCUUAUGGAGCCUUCGUUUCUUCUUUUUCCAUGUUAACAUAUGCCAAGCCGUAUGUGCCUGGUCAUUUCUUGACUUGUAAAUGUAUAUACUUGUUUAUAUCUUGACACAUUAUUAACAACGGAUAUAGGAUAUAGGAAUGGUCUAGACUAAUAAAUAGUAGUAGUCUUCGCACAAC